GCUUCUGUCAGAUCGUGGUGGUCCCAGUGGUCCAAGAUUUGUUGAGUGUUGAGUUUCGAUCGUGUAGUGAGCUGUAAUAUCUAGAUUCUUAAAAAAAAAGCAUUGACAGGAAGCGGUCUAGACGUCAGAAACCAUAAAAAAUAGGGGGAUCGUUUCCCGGGAGAAUGUCCCUUACAACGACGGUGACGGAAUGUUGCCGCUGCUGUUUGAUAAAAGAGGACGACAUGGUGUACGUGUUCGACAUUCUGGAUGAGUUCGACAGCAAGAUUUGCGAUCUGAUUGAAAGCUGCGGUGAUGUUACGAUCACAGAGGAUGACCCAUACUCGAAACACCUUUGCGGCAAUUGUUUGAACGAUUUGGCCAAUGCAACAAGAUUCCGACAGCGAUGCCACAGAACUAUGGACAUCUUGCUAAACAUGACCAUCGAAACAAAGGAACCAACCCUGUUGGAGAACGACCAAUACCAGGAGGAAGACACCGCAGAUUCAAAGAAUAGAUUGAUCGAAGAGAUCAUAUUGGAACAAGUUGAAGAGGACACAGAGGUAGAGGAAAUGAUAGAGCUUCCCGAAAACCAGAACUCGAACGAUGACUUCCAAUCCAGCAGCAUUCAAUACAUCAUCACUGAAGAACCGGCUGCGGUGGAGCUGCCGAGCAUCAAGUAUGAAAGAGUAAUCGCACUUCCAAACACGUUUGAAAAUGAAAUAGAAACCAUUUGCGUCCAGGAAUUGGAUCCACAUCAGGAUCAUGACAAAAUAGUCUCGGUGAUACCGCCUGUUCAAAAAGAAAUCAUGUCAGCUCGACCGAGGCCGGCCCAACUGAAUUUUGUGUGCCAACACUGUGGGGCAGGAUUUGCUAUGCAAAAGAAUCUUAGCAAACACCUUUUGAUACAUCGUAAUUAUGCAUGUGAAGUAUGCUCAAUCGUGUUCAAGAGUGGUCAAGACUUGGCUGCCCAUCAACUGAACCACGCCACCAAAGAUCGUUCGCUCGAGACCGGAGAUCCUUCGAGUUCGCUAACGGAGGACACGGAACCAGAAGCCAAAAAGUGUCAAAACCCGAAAAAGAAUCAUCCCUGUUCGUACUGUGGCAAAGCGUUUGCCUCGAACUCGGCUCUGGUGGCCCACAUUCGAGUGCAUACGCAAGAGCGGCCGUUUCCCUGCAGCUAUUGCCAGAAACGGUUCCGGACGGUUGGAGCGCUGGAACUGCACGAGCGGCGUCACAGCGGAGUGAAACCGUACAAGUGCGAUUUUUGCGGCAAGGGAUUCGCCGAGAGCAGUAAUCUGAAGGUACAUCGUCGCAUUCACACCCAGGAAAAACCCCACGUGUGCACAAUCUGCAAUCGUGCCUUUUCCCGAGUUUUCCUGCUGCAGAUUCACCAACGAACACACACCGGAGAGCGACCAUUUUCGUGCGAGGAAUGUGGAAAGCCAUUCAACCAACAGGGAGACUUGGCUGCCCAUAGACGGACCCACACCGGUGAGCGACCGCACCAGUGCAACGUAUGUGGCAAGGGUUUCAUCAAGAGCAGUGGUCUCACGUUGCACCGCAAAAAGCAUGAACUGCAAGGGCUGCCAACCGAAAAGUUACACAUGGUAUGGAUUGACGCAAAAGAAUAUGAUUUUCCCGCGAGUGAAAGCAAUGCAGUCGAUAUGUCGGGAGACGAUAUGGUGGAGGAAGACGUCAUUGUACCGAGGUGAUACAGUUAAAUAAUUCAUGUUCACUGUUGCCUUA
Molecule: messenger RNA, 1728 nt
Organism: Aedes albopictus (Asian tiger mosquito)
Lineage: Eukaryota; Metazoa; Arthropoda; Insecta; Diptera; Culicidae
Product: zinc finger protein 615
Exons: 4
Coding region: 165-1694 (509 amino acids)
Biological process (GO): regulation of transcription by RNA polymerase II
Cellular component (GO): nucleus
Molecular function (GO): zinc ion binding; RNA polymerase II cis-regulatory region sequence-specific DNA binding; DNA-binding transcription factor activity
Source: RefSeq, a predicted model, not a curated record